AUGCAAUGUUUCGGUUUACAGUUACGCGACUAUGAGCCUAGAUUCCGACCGAAUGUGGUUAAGCAGUUGCUGCGGGAAACUAUGAUCGCAGCAGUUGCAACCGUCAGUGAGAACUGUUUAAAAGGGGAACAGCUAUCAGAAAUGUCCAGGACUCUUGCAGAAGAAAUACGAAGAAAACUUACAGAGCUGGAUUACGAAAAAUACAAGUUCGUCGUACAAGCAUUGGUUGGUGAACGAAGAGGACAGGGAAUAAAGUACUGUAUAUAA
Soboliphyme baturini is the source of this 267-nucleotide messenger RNA. The record is from the annotation of a GenBank genome assembly. NCBI's taxonomy places the organism in Eukaryota, Metazoa, Nematoda, Enoplea, Dioctophymatida, Soboliphymatidae.